AUGGGCUCCGGGCAGCGCCCUGGCUCUGGGCAGCGCGAACGCGGGGCUCUCGGCGCAUCCCCGGCCCUGGACGUCUUCGGGAGGGAACGGAGCACCCGCGCCUUCGCCCGGCUGGGGCUGUCCCGGGUGCGCGUGGGUUUUCGGCCCCGAGCGAGCGGCGCUGUCCGCGGUGCUGAAGCAGGUCCCGGCGUGGUUCCCGCCGCCUUCUGCCAAGUGGACCCCGCGGAGGAGACUCCUCCGCGGGCUUGGAGGGUCCGGGUCCUGACGCUGCGGCGACUGCGGCAGCUGCGGAGCCUCGAGCGGGACCCAAGUCUCCUACCCCUCCCGCCGCCCCCGCUUCUUAACGCGGAGCCGAGGGAGGGCGCCUCCCGCGCCGGAGUGUGCGCCUGCGUUCGUCCGGGAGAUGACAGAGUCCACACCGCGGUCGGUCAGGCCCAGGAGGCUGCAGGGAAGGGGCUCCCCCAAAUCUGCACGUCACAGUGGGGACGAAAACAAGUCGUCCGUGCACAGUCAGUCCCGGGGGCUGGUCUGACGGGGCGGAGGUCGGGGGUGGGGGGGCCCAGGCGGAACCGGACGGCAGCCUGUAGGCAGCUGGUUUCUCCUCGAAAGCAGGUCUUGUCUUUGUCCAGAGGCCUCAGAGGCACGUCCGGCAGGCCCCCCGACCUGCAGAUCAGAGCCCCCGACAGAGACGCGCAGGGCAGGAGGCAGGACGGCUCCAGGAGGAGGGAGGGGGCGGUGGACGAGGCGCACCAGCAGCAGAACCCGCCCAGGACGGUCGUCAGCUGGCGGGGGGCCGUGAUAGAGCCGGAGCAGGGCACCGAGCUCCCGUCCAGGAGGGCAGAGGCCCCCAGCAGGCCCUCCUCGUGGGGCCCCCGGAUUCUGAAGCACGUGGGUAAGGCCCCACCCGCGCCCUGCAGGGCCCCCCCCCGGGCUCCCCGACAGACAGGGGGCGUGUGGACGUGCACGGGAGCAGGUGGGCCGCAGACACUGUCACCCCCCAGCGGGGGGGCUCAGACCUGCCCAGAGGACACGGCCAGCCUGGUGGCCCCAGGACUUCUGCGGGGUCAGUGGGCCGAGGACGUGGUGGCGAGGACACUGGCCCUCUGGCCGCCCCGGGAUGGGUCUGUGGGGGAGGAGUGGGCACAGCCCUGGGGUGCCUGGUGCCCCCACUCACCCGCCCCCUCCGGAGGCGCCCUCUGCACGUCACUCGGGGGCUGCACACAGCGCUGUCCCUGA
Molecule: messenger RNA, 1236 nt
Organism: Phyllostomus discolor (pale spear-nosed bat)
Lineage: Eukaryota; Metazoa; Chordata; Mammalia; Chiroptera; Phyllostomidae
Exons: 4
Coding region: 1-1236 (411 amino acids)
Source: RefSeq, a predicted model, not a curated record